Camelina sativa (false flax) is the source of this 1711-nucleotide messenger RNA. RefSeq lists its product as uncharacterized. The record is from RefSeq and is a predicted model, not a curated record. Lineage: Eukaryota; Viridiplantae; Streptophyta; Magnoliopsida; Brassicales; Brassicaceae.
AAACUUUACUAUUUAAACAAGAUUUACAGGUAUGGUAUUAUAGCUUACAACAAAACCAAUCAAACGCGACUUUAAUUUUAUUUUGCCUUUUUCUUUCCCUCUUUGAAUUUUUCCCUAAAAUUCUCAUGGCGAACGCAACAUCGGAGCGAGGAUCUCGGGACCAUCUUCUCCGGGAGACGAUGACACGACCAAGCGCGAUCAACAACAACAACAACAACAAAUCGCAACCGGAGUUUCCAGCGUCACGGUUCACGUUCAUGUCCCUCGUGCUCUGGUUCGACCAGUCGAAUUGCGGCACGGCUCUGCUUUCGUGGUCCGUAUUCUUCCUCCUCGUCGUUAUCGUACCGAUGAUCUCUCACUUCUUGCUCGUCUGCUCCGACUGCGAUUUCCACCACCGACGGCCCUACGACGCCGUGGUACAGCUUUCUUUAUCGAUCUUCGCGGGAGUCUCGUUCGUUAGCCUCUCGAUUUGGUCGAGGAAGUUUGGGAUGAGACGGUUCUUGUUUCUUGAUAAGGUUUGGGAUGUUAGCGACAAAGUUAGGAUCGAACACGAAGCUGAGAUUCAGAGAUCGCUAAAACGACUAAUGAUCUUCGUCCUCCCAUCACUAACGCUCGAAGCAAUCUACAGAAUCUGGUGGUACAUCUCUGGCUUUAACCAGAUUCCUUACAUCAUCAACCCUGUUCUUAGCCACGUCGUCGCAUUCACUCUCCAGCUCUCUUCUUGGCUUUACCGUAACACCAUCUUCAUCGUCGUCUGCAUUCUCUACCAAAUCACUUGUCAUCUUCAGACUCUUCGUCUCGAGGAUUUCGCACGUUGCUUCGCCUCUGAGAUCGCUGACGUUAGGUCAGCUCUCGGCGAGCAUCAAAAGAUCCGUCGUAAUCUGAGGAUUGUUAGCCAUCGGUUCAGGAGGUUCAUUCUUUUGUCUUUGGUUCUUGUUACUGCUACUCAGUUCAUGGCUUUGCUUACCACUACGAGAGCUAGUAUUGCUGUUAAUAUAUAUGAAGUUGGCGAGCUCGCGUUAUGUUCGUUGAGUUUGGUUACAGGAGUAUUCAUAUGUUUGAGAAGUGCAACGAAGAUAACUCACAAAGCUCAAUCCGUAACCAGCCUUGCAGCUAAAUGGAACGUUUGCGCAACAGUUGACUCGUUCGACCAUCUUGAUGGGGAAACCCCUACUGGUUCCAUGAUUGAAUCACAAAUUUCUCCAUGUGGCAUUAAUGCGAUGGAUACAUCUGAUGAUGAAGAAGGAGAAGGAGACGAUGAUCUUGAUAAUACCAAGAUACAUCCCAUCUACGCUAAUACAAUUUCUUACCAAAAACGUCAAGCUCUAGUGACGUAUCUAGAGAACAACAAAGCUGGGAUCACUGUGUAUGGGUUCCUAGUAGAUAGAUCAUGGUUGCAUACGAUUUUCGGGAUUGAACUCGCUCUUCUACUAUGGUUGCUCAAUAAAACGAUCGUGAAUAUACCAUGAACCAAAGUAUUUGGUAAUACAUAUAUACAUAUAUGCAGCAUUGAAUCGUUUUGGCAUGAUGUUUCUCUCGAAGAUAUGACGAAGGAACAGUAGAGAAUUUUCAUAAGAGGCAAGGAGAUAUGUCUCUUCCUCCUCCUUACGUGUUUAAUUACAAAUCUGGAGAUAUGACAAACUAUUUUUGAUUAAAUACAAAAAAUGUACGUGCAUGGCUGUAUAGAUGUAUGUAUCUGUUUUUGAUGGAA